Molecule: messenger RNA, 1609 nt
Organism: Contarinia nasturtii (swede midge)
Lineage: Eukaryota; Metazoa; Arthropoda; Insecta; Diptera; Cecidomyiidae
Product: aldo-keto reductase family 1 member B1-like
Exons: 4
Coding region: 253-1200 (315 amino acids)
Cellular component (GO): cytosol
Molecular function (GO): aldose reductase (NADPH) activity
Source: RefSeq, a predicted model, not a curated record
AACAUUCGGUCAGUAAAAGCGAAAAAACCCAAGCAACAGCGUAUGACUCAUAUUUUGCUUACAAAUAACCAUUCUCCAUCAAUGGAAUACUGUGCUCUAGUAUAAAUAGCUUUGUAGCAUUGUUUGUCGUUUUAUUUGUGAGUUUGUUUUUCACGCGUACAGUGACUUUUUGUUGUCGACGAUUUAAAAAAAUUUACUUCCUCUUUUGUUGAUUCUUUUUGUAAGAUAAUUUUAUUUUGAAAAGAAAUUAAAAUGGUUAAAGUUCCAUUUGUUGAAUUGAACGAUGGCAAUCGUAUGCCUGCUCUUGGCCUUGGCACUUGUGCGUCAAAUGGAAGUGAAAUAGAAAAAGCAGUAAAAGAUGCCAUUGAUGUUGGAUAUCGUCACAUUGAUACAGCAUGGGCCUAUGAAAAUGAAUACUCCAUUGGAAAAGCGGUGAGAAGUAAAAUUGCCGAGGGUGUUAUCAAACGCGAGGAUAUGUUUCUUGUUACAAAGCUUUGGAACACAUUCCAUGAUCCACAACACGUUGAACGUGCCUUCCGUCAAUCGUUGGACAAUUUACAAUUGGAGUACAUUGAUCUUUACUUAAUUCACUUUCCAUUCGGUUAUCAAUAUAAAAAUGAUCAUGAACAAUGGCCACGAAAUUCAGAUGGCUCGCGUGCACUCAGUAAUGUUGACUAUCUCGACACAUGGAAAGAAAUGGAGCGUUUAGUGGAAUUGGGUUUGGUUAAAAGUAUCGGCGUUAGUAACUUCAAUAGUGAACAAAUAGCCCGACUGUUGACGGUUGCUAAAAUCAAACCAGUUGUGAAUCAAGUUGAAUGUUCACCAACCAUCAACCAGAGAAAACUCACAAAAUUCUGUAAAGAACGUAAUAUUGCAAUCACCGGUUUCUGUCCAUUGGGACAUCCUAGCCCAGCUGGUAAAACGCCAGCAUUUAUGUUUGAUAGCCGAGUCGCAGCAAUUGCCGAUAAAUACAAUAAAACUCCGGCCCAAAUUGGUUUGAGAUUCUUACACGAAUUGGGUGUUACACCCAUUCCAAAAUCAGUACGAAAACAACGAAUGCUGGAAAAUAUUAGUAUCUUUGAUUUUGUGCUGAGCGAAGAAGACAAACAACUCAUGGACUCAUUUAAUACAGGACAACGAUUGGUAGGAAUGUAUGAUGCUAGAAAAUCACCAUACUGGCCGUAUGGCAUCAAAUUUUAAACGCAUAUCACAAGAAAUGAUCGAAUGUUAUUUAUUUAGAAUUUAAUUAAGUGUUCAGUUUAGCAUGUAGAAAAAAAAAACAUUCAUAGGAAAUAAUAAUUUAUUGAUAAAUGCCGAGCAUGCAUAGAUUUUUUUUUGAUUAAAAUCAGAUUUAAAGUUUGAUCUUUUUAUUGGUACCAAAAUAAAACCUGAUUACUUUGAGUUUUUCCAAAAGAAAUUACAGCAGAGUGACGAAACCACUUUAGUGUUGUGAAAAGUCGAUUCGCUAUAAAUCGACGUAAUUCUCAGUUUUCUUUAUUUGAUUUAUAUUAUACAGCAGAUGCUAAUCAUUUUGCUUCCAAAUCUGGCAUUAUUAUAAAACCCAAUGUAAACAAAAAAAGGACAUGAAUUAUAAUGAAUCAAUUUCAAA